AUCGUUAUAGCUAUCUAAGGAUGUCGCUGAUUUGUGAUGUCAUUUCCAACCAUGUCGCUGAAUUCUAAAAUGAAAACGUUUUUUAUGUUAAAAUAAUUUUCGCCCUCCGUCAUAAUGAGUAACAUUUGUGGGGAGGUCAUCACUCUUCAGCUGGGACAUUACUCCAACUUUGUCGGUACUCAUUGGUGGAAUUUACAGGAUGCAUCACUGUCAUAUGACCCAGAAAUGCCACCUGGAGAGAUCCAGAGUGAUGUCUUGUUUCGUGAAGGCCAAACUCUUGAUGGGAGCAUCACCUACACUCCCCGCCUCGUUGCUAUGGAUCUCAAAGGAAGUCUGCAGACUCUCCGGCAGGAGGGAAGUCUCUAUGACACUGGCAAAGAAACCUCUGCUUUUUCCUGGGAUGGAAGCCUGAGGGUACAUAAAGAGAGCCUGCCUGCGAAAAACUCCUUUCUUGAAGACCUAGACAUGUUGGAUUGUGGAGACAUAAUGACACGGCCACAUUUUUCAUCCGGCGCUCAAUCUCAAUGUUCUCGAAACGUGGAUACUGUCAACAGUCGGCUUGCUCGAGUCCAGAAGAAUUACAAGCUGGAGGGCAGCGUCAAGGUCUGGUCUGACUUUCUGCGGAUCCAUUUUCACCCUCGCACCAUUUCCGUUAUCCACCAGUACAACCAUGAUGGUGAGGCUGAUCGUCUGGAGGCUUUUGGCCAGGGGGAAGCACUGUUGCAGGGGGCAGUGCUGGAGGAUCUGGAUGACAAACUUCAUUUUUUUGUUGAGGAGUGUGAUUACUUCCAGGGUUUCCAGGUGCUGUGUGACCUGACGGAUGGCUUUGCGGGUCUUGGCUCAAAGGUCACAGAGAUGCUACAGGACGGGUACGGUGGUCGAGGAAUCCUAACCUUCGGGACGGCUCCCGUCAGCCACCCAAAUUCAACUCCAACGAAGGACCUCUACCAUCUGUUGAACUGUGCGUUAGGGAUGGUCCACAUGGCCAGUCACAGCUCUUUCUUCUGUCCGCUGACGCUGCGAGGAGGACUGGGCCUACGACCGUCGUCUCCCAUAAGCUUCCCUUACCUGAACUAUGACCCGUCACUUUGGUACCACUCCAGCUCGAUCCUUUCUCUCGCUCUGGAUGCGCUCACUGUGCCGUACAGGCUGAGGAGCAACUGCAUCCCCAUGUGGCAACUGGCAGACUCGCUGUCGACAUCGGGGAGAAAGGUGGUGGCAGCUUACGGUGCCAUCCCGUUUCCAAUAACGCACGGCAGUUCGCUCCCUGAUGCCUUGAGCGCCUGUGACUCAUUGCCAUGGCAACCACUGUCCGCAUGCGCCGAAGCAGCCGACGGGCGAUGCUACGGCCAAUGGGUGACACUCAAAGGCUUGGAAGGCCAAAGACUCACCAGUUCUGCCGCUCCCGGGAAGGAACCACCGUCUCGCCUUCACAACCUCCACAGCGGGGAAGACGUCCUAGCAUCUUAUAUCACAUCUUUCUAUCCUACGGCUCCUCUGGCUCUGCAGCUGGUAUCCAGGCCCAGUAAAGUGAUCCCACCUUUCCCCCAAAUAUUCAGUCAGUCUCUCAACGAUCGAGGUCUACAGGACAGCCACCUGCUUCCAACCAAUACUUUGGCCGCCCCACCGGGCGUCUCGUCUGUACCAGUCAUCACAUCCCUCCAGUCGGGGCCUGCGCUGGAGCAGUGGCUGUCGGAGUUGCAUCGCAGCGUCACCUCCUUUGACAUUCGCCGAGUGGCCCCCAGCUUUCUUUCGCAGGGACCCGAAAUGGCAGACUACACCGAAGCCCUGGAGCAGUUGCGCACUUUGGCUCGGACGUACCGGGACGAUAGCGGCGGAAUGACACGCUCAUCUUCAGAGGACGACGACGACUGAUGUUGGGUUGGACAGACUUGCUUUUAAAUUACAUCAUGCUUACACUCCCUCCUUGAGGUACAGUGACACGAAAGCAGAGAUUAAAAUUGUUCACUAACAUGCCAAUUAGCAGAUGCUCUUGGGAAAGUAAAUGGCAACACUCAUCUUUUCUAGGAUCAUGUGACUCUCCAUGAAUCACUUUGCAAUUUUAGUAUGAGCUGAUGAUGUCGAGUUUAUAUUUUCUGUCAUGAGAUACUGUAAAGUUAGAAAGGCAGCCGCAUCUAAAAACAUGAAAGUGGAUGAACUAGUUACAUUUUCAGUUCAUAAGCUUUUGAAUGUAACUUCUGGAGUGAUGACUGACUUGUUGUUGAUAAAGUCACCUGACCUCAUUAAGUGUGGCUACCGAUGAUUUGAUUUGAUCGGAGUAGUCAUUUUCCAUGAUAAACAGAAAAGGAAACUAUUUUUUUAAUGGCUAAAGAUCUAAAAAGACCGUAAAUCAAAACACAAUGAGGAGGCUUUUUUUUAAAUGGUAAGGGCUCCCACAAAAGGUGCAACACAUAUUCCAAUUAAGCACAACAGUAUGCAUUUCGCAUCUAUAUUUGAGGACAAAAAGGGCAAAAAUACAAGACCACCAAUUCAAUGUGUAAAACUUGAGUAGCACAGACUGCAACUUUAACAAAAAGGCUCCAUUUUGGGGUCUUCUUCAGGAAAGUACAAAAAGUGUUAAAUGAAACUGAGAUGGGCAUAAAACAUCAAGCGCAAGCAUCUCGGCUGUACAGCUACUUAUUAAAAAAAAAAAAAAAGUACCUGUGUGGGGGCUCCAAAUUGUAAAAGGGGUGAGAGGACACACAAGGAGGUGGCAGUCCCAAAAACUAAACUACGAGCGGGAACGAGAGCGGGACUGCGAACGGGAUUUGGAGCGAGAAACCGAACGGGAAGCGGAGCGGGAGCGCUCUUUGGCGGGGCUAGGGGAGCGGGACUUGGAUUUAGACUUGGACCUGGCUCUGGAUUUUGAGUCGGCGGGGGAGCAGGAGCGAGAACCCCGCUCCUGUUCGCCGGUUUCAUCCUCGCUCUUAGGAGGGUCGCGACCCUUUGAUGCAGACUUCCUGGAGACGGAACGGGAGCGAGACCUGGACCGGGACCUGGACUCGUCCUUCUUGCCCUUCCCCUCUUUCUUGCUCCUCUUGCUUUUGGGGCUGCGGCUCCUGCUCAGGUCUUUGUCCUUCUGGUCUCCGUUGCUGCGCUCAUCUUCCUUCUUGCUCUUUUCUUUACUCUUCUUGCUGUUGGAGUGACUGCGGGAGCGCGAAGCGGGCCUGCAGGCCAAAGGGUACGCGAUUAUAUACUACACCAGGACGAGACCACGUGAUACAAAACGUGCAUGGAUCAGCUGAGGCACAUUUAGAAAUGGAAAAAUGUGUCAAAUUGUAGUACACUUGCAAAGGGCGCCAAAUAACUCCUCUUCUGUACCACUUUAGGGAAAUCUCCCCCAAUAUGCUGAGCAACAACAGUUGUGUGACGCUUCAGUGCAGUCCCGGUUGAUGUCUCACCUGGAGCGGGAGCGGCUCCGGCUGCUGCUUUCACUGCGGCUCCGGCUCUUGCGGGACCUGCGACUCCUGGAGCGGGACCUGAAUUGGGAACAGGUAUGAGUACAGCACACACACACACACCAACACUAGCGAAGCCCCACAUGACGUUUAAUCUAGCCCGGAGUUCAUUGCACGAAGGAACCACUUCUUGGUACCUGGAACGGCUUCUGCUGCGGGAAUAGGAGCGGCGGCGUUUGGCUCCGGGGCGGUCUUCGAUGAGACGAAUCUUUCUGCCGUUGACCUCGGUGCCAUCCAGCUUCUCCAAAGCCCGCUUCAUGUCGGCGUACAGCCUGAACUCGAUCACCCCUUCAUUCUUUCGCCCCUUGUGUGUGUCGGCGUAAGUCACCUCGCCCGCUUGUCUCAUGUAAUCCUUCAAAAGGAAAAGGCAUAUUUGUGACGGCGGCGCCAAUAUAUGCUUAUUGUAUUUCUCACUAAUGGCAAAAUCGUACCUUUAAGUCCUGCCAGCUGCAUCGGCUGGACAGAUUCUCAACAAUGAGCCGAUAGUCUGUCCUAAUAGGUGGACCAUAGCGGUCUCUGCCCCAACGUCCCCCGUAACCACCUUUCAAGGUAACAAGGAUAGAGCAACAAAAUGAGGACCACGCGGCAACGGAGAUGUGCUUAUUAUUCUGAACUCCACACUACUCUACAAAUAAUUAAAGAGUUAUCAAAACGACGUUUAAAUUUCAAGUUCAUAAAUGGGUCAAACAAGAAAAUUAAAAAUCUAUGUGCAUUUAUCAAAAAUGACAAGUUAAGCUACUUCUGUCUGUACUGUUAAAAAACAAAAGCAAUUCAUUAAAUAAACAUAAGAAAGAAGAGGAUGUAUUCUAAAUCAUUUAAAAUUACAUAAAACUCGAGAAGGAAACCAUUCCGGCAAACAAAAUAUUCUAAACUAGCCUAAAAACAACUGACUGUUAGAGUAAAUGUUCUUUUUUUGAGGCUGAACCCACAUCUGUUCCUAACCCCCAUGGUAUCCUCACCACCCGGCCUGGGCUGGGCCUAAUGGCAAUAGCGGUCUUCAUUCACAAUGGCUCCCUUUUUUGGUCUGCCCAGGGGCCCAGAAUGGUCAAACCACACUCUUGGAAAGGGGGGAACACCAUGGCCAGCAAUAGGGCAGGCAGUCGGCAAAGGACUCUUUCAAUUGAAACAUUGAGGUUCUUUGUUAAAUCUUUACCUUUAAAAUUGACAAUCAACUUUAACAAAAUGUGAAAAAUAGAAUCAAAACAGCAUUCACAAUACAUUUAUCAAAAUGAGUUAAAUUCAUGAAAAUAGUUUUCCUUUUGCAACUACUUAAAAAAAAUGCUACAUGGUUUCAUUUCACUCCUUAUUGGUGGCUUGGGUGCACCCAAAUGUAACACAAAAUCGCUUUCGUCUGCAAUUCAUUUAUCCAAAGGAUUUUGAAUUUCAUGCAAUUGGUCUGGUUCGCAAGACAACAGCCAUCACCCACUCAGAAAUUUCCGACUGCAAAAACUGGGACACGCCUGUUUGAAAAGAGGGCCUUUGAAAACCAACCGCAAAAACUAGGUAGAACAAGUUGUGGAGGACGUCCGUUUGCAUUUAUAAAGAUCCGCUGAAACCGAAAUGUUAUCUUGGCUAUCCAAAUGCUGUAAAGCAUUUCCCAACAUUUAUGAAGCCAAAGCACAACA
This is a messenger RNA of Hippocampus zosterae (dwarf seahorse), 5083 nucleotides long. RefSeq names its product misato mitochondrial distribution and morphology regulator 1 (gene msto1). NCBI's taxonomy places the organism in Eukaryota, Metazoa, Chordata, Actinopteri, Syngnathiformes, Syngnathidae. Gene Ontology annotation, biological process: mitochondrion distribution. The record is from RefSeq and is a predicted model, not a curated record. The transcript has 14 exons. Bases 115 to 1875 code for a protein of 586 amino acids. Gene Ontology annotation, cellular component: cytoplasm.